Molecule: messenger RNA, 1819 nt
Organism: Misgurnus anguillicaudatus (oriental weatherfish)
Lineage: Eukaryota; Metazoa; Chordata; Actinopteri; Cypriniformes; Cobitidae
Product: 4-galactosyl-N-acetylglucosaminide 3-alpha-L-fucosyltransferase 9
Cellular component (GO): membrane
Molecular function (GO): alpha-(1->3)-fucosyltransferase activity
Source: RefSeq, a predicted model, not a curated record
UAUUUACAAAGAGCUGAAGGGGCGGGACAAACACUUACCCGGGUCCUUUCUGUCAAACUUACUGAAUAUUUUAUGUUUGGGUGUGUUUGACAGAGGUGAUGUUGUGGAGAUCUGACAGAAUAACACAGGUUAGAUGAUGGAGAUUCAAAGUUCUCGUAAGAAGAACAUCUUCAUCUCUAUGCUUUUCAUAUCAUGUUUCUCAGCCAUCUUCUACUUGUACCACAAAUCAACACUAAACUGGCUACAGCAUCCAACGUUUCAACUUUACAAGCAUUACGCCUGGAUCAAUGCUUUUCAAGCGUCAAGACAGAACAACAACAACACUGUUACUGUGAACCAACCUUUAAUAGAAAACAAAUUCAAACACACAACACAAACACAAGAGACCCUCCUGCUGAUCUGGAUGUGGCCCUUUGGGGAUAAGUUUGAUUUAGGAUCCUGUAGUUCAGUCUUUAGAUUGGAGGGUUGCCGGUUAACUGAUGACAGAAAUCUGUUUAGUGAAGCACACGGCGUCUUGUUUCAUCACGGAGAUAUGGACAACGACUUAUCAAAUAUGCCGAAACAAACCCGACCUUCCUUUCAGAAAUGGAUCUGGAUGAACAUGGAGUCUCCGAGUAACUCAGCACUGUAUUCUUAUCUGAACGAUCUGUUUAAUCUGACUGUGACUUACAGACGAGAUUCUGAUAUCAUGAUCCCAUACGGACGAAUCUCACAGAAAAACAGCCUGGACAGAUUUCAACUACCACACAAGAAGAAGUUAGUCUGCUGGAUCGUAAGCAACUGGAAACCAGAAUACGAGCGCUCCAAAUAUUUUCUCAACUUAAAGGAACACAUCAAUGUGGAAACCUAUGGUGAUGUUUUUAAUAGACAGAUAACCAAUGAAGAGUAUUCAGAGUUGGUGUCCAGCUGUAAAUUUUAUCUGUCUUUUGAGAACUCCAUUCAUCCAGAUUACAUCACAGAGAAACUCUUUAACCCCAUGGCCGCUGGCACCGUACCGGUGGUUCUCGGCCCAUCCAGAAGAAACUACGAGAAAUUUAUACCGGGCAGUGCUUUUAUACACGUGAACGACUACAAAUCUGCUGAAGACCUCGCUGCACAUCUAAAGUAUCUGGAUAAAAACAAAGAGAUGUACAUGAAGUAUUUCAGCUGGAGAGAGACGUUUGUUGUGAGCAGAACCGACUUUGGUCUUGAACAAGCCUGUCACGCCUGCGAUUAUAUCAGAAGAAACAGAAACUACAGAGUGAUGAACGAUCUCAUCAGCUGGUUCUGGGAUCUUUAACAUCAGGACAGAUGAGAGAUCAAAUAAACACACAUGAAAUAAAGGCAACAACACAACUGAAUGAUCAGAUGAUGUCACUUACAGUCUUAGGAGAAAAACUUUCAUUCAUCUUUUAAAUAAUGAAAAGUAUUUCUUUUUAUGUUCCACUGUUGGGUCUGAAUUUGGUCUUUUUAUAAUAUUAAGUUUCUAUUGACAGGUGUAUCUGUUAACCUUAUAAAAGUGUCUGAUAUGUGUCCUUCAGUAGCUCUGUGUGUAUGUAAACAGAUCUUAUGUUGAGUCUGUAUCAGAUGAAGAUAGAGAAGUGUUUUAUUCAGUCGUAUUGGUGUUAUUCUUAUUUUGUACACUAAGUGGAGUAUUGAGUUUGGGAAAUGUAUAAAAUAGGUAAAGAAGAAAUGCUGCACAGGUGCGGGUAAUGUGCAUACCAGUUUUGACCGUGAGAUUGGUGCUGGGUAGGAAAAUUGAUCUGUAUGAAUUUUUGACUUUGUAAACCCUUUUUUAACAUUUAAACCAUAUGUGAAUAAACAAAAUAUAAAACGUGAA